This is a messenger RNA of Peniophora sp. CBMAI 1063, 1818 nucleotides long. The record is from the annotation of a GenBank genome assembly. Lineage: Eukaryota; Fungi; Basidiomycota; Agaricomycetes; Russulales; Peniophoraceae.
AUGUCGUCCGGCGCCCCAGCCCUCUCGCUCGCGACCCACCUCUCCCACACCUACCUCUCCCAGUCCGACUCCUCCGACGACCCGGCGUACAACCCCUUCGCCGACACCACACCCAGUACCUCUACGUCUCAAGCGAGGUCUAAGAGUGGCACGACGGGCUAUGCGGGCCCGUACUCUGCGAGCACGCCCAGCACGAGCGUGCUGCGACCGCGCCGGCGCGGGUCGGAUAGUGUGCUCGGGCGGGCGGGGGGAUCGCCGGGGGUGCAUGCGCGGGCGCCGACACUUGAUAUUUCUGCGCCUUCACCGUCACCCUCACGGCCUGUGCAAUCGCUGCAAAGACGAAGAUCGGAUUAUACGCAGACGAACGGGAGUGCGGGUGGUGCGGUGGAGGAAGAAGAGGAAGGAGAGGGGGAGGGAGAAGAGGACGAGGACCACCCGCUGCGGAGACGGAGCUCGAGCAGGAGCGUGCGGAGCACGGCGAGCACGAAGCCGAGGCUGCGCGCGGCGUUGGCUGCUACGCGGGAGAGCAGGGAGGAGGGGAGGGAGGCGAGGGGGAGGGAGGCGAGGAGGGAGGGGCAGAGGGCCGUGCUGGUGCAUCAGGUAACCCCAACCGACUCCCUGCCCGGCGUAUCCCUCAAAUACGGCAUCGCGCUCUCCGACCUCCGCCGGGCGAACCAGCUCUGGGCGCACGACAGCAUCCACCUGCGCGCGACGCUGCUCGUCCCGCUCGAUCAGGCGCGCAAUGCACGGAUUGCGGUCGUGGAUGCGGCCGCGGAGGGGAAGGACCUACUCAGUCCUGACGACGGCGAUCGAUUCACGAGGAGUCCGGAUGGGAGGGGAGUGGGCGGGAGUGGGCUGUUGAGCCCCGAAUCGAGCGACGAGCCGACGAGUUAUACCGCAUCCCCACCUCGACUAUCUCAAGACCCCUCCUCAUCCUCAUCCUCCCGCCCAUCCCGCUCACCAAACCGAACCCGCACACGAACAUCCCACGCCCGAUCAGCCACCGAACCUCCAUCCGCCCCCGCACCUCAUCUGACAGUCACGCGCGUCCCAGCGAGCCGCCUCUCGUUCUUCCCGCCCCCGGCUCAACAUAAGGCGAAGGAGAGAGUAAGGGCGAGCGAGGAGCUGCCCAGGCUCGGCGGGUUGAGCGGUGCGGAUGUGGGGAGGGCGAGGGCGGGGAGCGAUCUGCCGCACCGUCAUCGUCGGCCGUCGCCUCGCGCGCGGAGCAGAGAUCUGUUUUCGCUCCUCACACCGCCCGCCUCGUCUUCCUCCCCGUCCUCUUCCCAACACGACUACUUCUCCUCUACGACACAUCCCAAUCAGGCGCCAGGGCAAGACGCGCUCGCGGCGGCGAAAUCGCUCGGCAGGGCCGCGGGGCGCGCGGCGGGGUGGUUGGCUGAUGCGCUUGCUAUACCGGUGCCGGUGCCGCCUCUGCCGUUGCAGAAUGCGUUGGGUAAGGGCGUGGGGGAGAGGGGGGAUGCGGUUGAGUUGGGGAGCGCGCGGAAGGGGAAGGGGCGCGCGGCGCCGGGAUCGGGCUCGGGGUCCGCUACACCGCGCAAUCAUAACAACAGCGGCAACAGCGGCAAAUACAACCCGUGGUUCACCCCCCGCGCACCGUCACCCGCGUUAUCAGACGGCGUCUCGACGGCUUCGUCUGCGAGCUUGUCGCCGUUCGUCCCGCCUAGAGCGAAGAAUAGGCGCGGGGUAGAUGAAAGUGGGGUGGACGGGGAGGGGAUCCGGAUGGCGAGCAGUCCGCCGCGGGUGCAGGCGCAGCCGGAGGCGAGGCGGGGGAUGGUUGUUCCUACUUCGCGGCGGUAG